This is a messenger RNA of Apodemus sylvaticus (European woodmouse), 1561 nucleotides long. Its product is annotated as coiled-coil domain-containing protein 3-like. The transcript is spliced from 5 exons. Gene Ontology annotation, cellular component: extracellular region. NCBI's taxonomy places the organism in Eukaryota, Metazoa, Chordata, Mammalia, Rodentia, Muridae. The record is from RefSeq and is a predicted model, not a curated record. Gene Ontology annotation, biological process: negative regulation of gene expression.
AUGCCUGCUGGUUUGUCCUGUUCGCAGGAAUCACCCACAUGUUCGUGCCUGUCGUAUGUGGCAUUCUAUUCCCUGCAAGAUCGCAGUGCAUGUGACCAACAAGGCAUUGGAUCUGUCCAGGGUCACGUGUGGGUUCAGCUGCCCCAUAUCCCUCCAAAGGGAAACCCUUCUUGCCAGCAGGGUGAAGAGGAAGUGAUUGGAAUAGACACUGUUUUUUUCCAGAAGGUUCUGAGGCUCUUAGUACUGGAGACAGAAGAACAGCCGCCUUCACGCCCGCUCCCGCUGCUGCUAGCCGCGCUCUGCCUCGCUGCCUCCCAGGUGCCCGCGCGAGCCUGCCAGCUGCCAUCGGAGUGGAGACCCCUGAGCGAAGGCUGCCGCUCCGAGCUGGCCGAGACCCUCAUGUAUGCCAAGGUGCUGGCGCUGCAUUCCGAGGUGCCCGGCCUCUACAACUACCUGCCAUGGCAGUACCAAGCUGGAGAGGGAGGGCUCUUCUACUCCGCCCAGGUGGAGAUGCUGUGUGACCAGGCAUGGGGCAGUAUGCUCUGUGCCAAGUUCUUUGUUAUCCUUGUGCCUGUUGGAUCAAGACAGUUUCUGUCCUUUGUAAACCAGACUGUAUCUGGCCCAUCUCCAUUCGCCUCACCUAUGUCUCUGCUUUGACCCUUUCCCCUUAGGAUGGAUGAAAAUUACAAUCUCUUGCCGCACGGAGUCAAUUUCCAAGAUGCCAUCUUUCCAGACACACAGGAGAAUGGAAGGAUGUUUUCCGGCCUUUUCCAGUUUGCUAACUGUUCCCAAGGGCAGCAGCUGACAACUUUCUCGAGUGACUGGGAGAUCCAGGAAGACAACCGGAUCCUGGGCUCUCUGUGUGUAAACAUGAAGAAAGGAAUGGGGCUGAAGAGCCAGGAGCCAGGGGCUGGGAGCACCCCAGGCUGUUUCUUGCCACAUGGCUUUCCGAGGAGAACGUCUAAGCCUCCGAAGCAGAGCCCUGUGACAGCCCUGGCCUCCUCUUUGCUGAGCCUACUAUCUGGGCUUUCCAGAUCUUCUUGGACUGAUGCCUAAAACUCCCCUGCAGAGAAGCUCUCUUCGGGCUGAAACCUUACUUCAUCCCUCCAUGGAGGGUCCAAAGGAAGACCAGGACAGAGAGCCCACUCGGACUGUUCGCUCGCUGGUUUCAUAGUUGCAUCUGUCAAGGGACUCUGCUCUGAACAUCUCAGUCCGUGAGGGUGUCAGCUUAAGGGAGGGCCUUGUCACCAAAUGCAGUGUGACUGUGUUCCCUUGUUUUUUUCUUUCAAAUUUGAUACAAACUAGAGCCACUGGGAAGAGGGAGCCUCUGAUGAGGAAUUGACUGGCCUGUGGGCACGUGUGGGUACAUUUUCUUGACUGAGGAUUCGUGUGAGAGGGCCCAGACACCUGUGUGUGGUGCUGUCCCUGGGCCAUGUAAGAAAACAAUUGAGCAAACCACUAGGCAGUAUUGCCACCCAAUCUCUGCUUCAGUUCCUGCCGCCCUCUCCCCGGUUCCUGUCUUGGCUGUAACUUGUCAAAUAAACAUUUCCUUCCAAGGUUG